AAACGAAGAAGAAGCAGCAGGCAAGCAACAUACCCACUUCUGGUGUAGUCUGCGUCUGUGGGUUAAAGGUAAAACGUGUGGCGUUUUUACAUUUUUAGGGACGUCUGGGGUGAAUAAUGGCGAGGCGGCUUGAUAAUAUAAUAAAUACGCUUCAAGGAUUGAUUGACGAAAGUAUUGUGCCUAAAAGCGAGGAUGAGUCUGAGGACGAAAUAUCGGACAGCUGGAGCGUGGAUGUAACUGUAGAGGGAGAAGACUUCCCUGACAAUGAGGCUGCUGACCCGUUGGGAGGAUGGAGGUGGAGUGAUAUGAAUGAUCCAGACAUCACACCCCGGCAGCCCACCUUCAGACCCGCCCGGUCACCAGGACCACAGUUCACAAUUCCAGCCACCUGCACACCCCUGCAGUUCUUCCAACUCUUCUUCACUGAUUCUAUUUCACAGACAAUCGUUAAUAACACCAAUGAGUUUUGCUCCAGUCAUGCACCCCCCGCCAUACCGUGGACUGACCUGACACUGAAGGACAUGUAUUCAUUCAUGGCUUUGGUCGUCUACAUGAGUGUGGUAAAAUGCUCUGGAUUUGCUGACUACUGGCGAGUGGGGAAACUGUAUGAAUUAACAUUUCCUAGACGGGUAAUGACUGGUAAGAAGUUCCUCACCAUCAGCAGGUCCCUUCACCUCAGCAGCUUGGCACAGGAUGCUGCUAAUAAGGAAAAGAGAGGCACAGCAGCCUUUGAUCGCCUCUGCAAAAUAAAGCCACUAUACGAGGAGAUGAGGAGCGCCUGCAGAAGGAACUAUCACCCUGCCCAGGAAGUUUCCAUUUGUGAGAAAAUGGUUGCCUCCAAAGCCCGCAAUGGACUGAAGCAAUAUAUAAAAAAUAAGCCUACUCGCUGGGGACAUAAACUCUUUGUUCUGACAGACUCAUCCAGUGGUUACACAUGGGACUUGUUUAUCUAUGAGGGAAAGCUGAAAGGAACCAGCGGCAAGGGGCUUGGUUAUGAGUCUGUGAUGGAGCUAAUCAACAUACAGAUGCUGGGCACCGGCUACAAGCUCUUUGUUGAUAACUUUUACACAAGUCCCACACUUUUCCGUGACCUCCUCAAGAGGAAGAUCUGGGCGUGCGGAACCAUCCGAGCGAACAGACCUGGCUUCCCCAAAACAAAGAAUAACAGCCUAGAUGCAAAAUCUCCCCGCGGCAGCAUCCGCUGGAUCAGAAAGGACUCCUUGCUCUUUGUCCAGUGGCGAGACGCCGGGGACGUCUCCCUGUGUUCAACCCUCCACACGGCCCAUUCGAAGGACACAAUGCCAAGAAGGGUCAAAGGUGCAGAUGGGCAAUGGACCUCGAAGGACAUCCCAGUCCCACCAGUUGUGAAGGAGUACAACCAGUUCAUGGGUGGAGCGGACCCCUCUGACGCCCUGACAGGGAACUCCAAAGUCCUCCACAAGACUCAAACGUGGUAUAAGACGUUCUUUUAUCAGUUCAUGGACAUCGCAGUUGUGAACGCCUUCCUCCUCCACAAAGACAUAGCAAAAAGUAAAGGAGAGAAGCUUAUCACUCAGAAGGCGUUCAGAGAGACCCUCGCAGAGCAGCUGGCCGAGGCGGGGUCUGUCUCGACAGCCAGACCCGUACCAACUCCCGCUCCAUGGGCAGCACAUCACAGGCCAGUGCACAUCAGUGGGCACAGCACCACUGGUCGCCUGAAGUGCAGGCAGUGCCAUUUGAAGACACCGCUGAAGUGUCCCUCCUGUGAUGUGCCUUUGUGCUUUGUUCCCGGUCGUGACUGCUAUAAUGACUGGCAUGUUGCUAAAAACAUGUAACAGGUGUGUGUAUGUGCGUGUAAAUAGUUAGCUUCAUUACACCGUUUAAUAAACGGUUUUUCUACCAUAUCACUUGACUUUUUCAUAUGCACUAAGUUUAUUUUUAAGAAGGGGAAAAAGCACUAUAGUGUGUUUAUGCUCGGGUUACUCUGUAUCAGCAACUGACAGUGAAUGUGGAUGUGGGAUGUGAUACCUCCAAGUGGCACCUUUGAUUUGAGCCCAAGGUAGGCAUUUAAGACUUGUAGCCUUUCUGUCCUAGGUAUGUGACCACGGUUGUAAAAUACUCAUUUUCUGUGGUAAUUUAAACUUUGACUAGGUAAGACUUGAUGAUCAAUAAUCCAUUUGCGGAAAGAAACGUAACUCCCUGAGUAAAGAGGAUCCACAGAAGCAGGACAAGACAGCUUUCACUGUGCAAAAAUGUAGUAGGCAGUCCCAAUAUCAAGCUUAAACACAAUAAAGAGAGGACGAGAUAACGCCAACAAAAAGGCGUGCUGCCAUCUUGGAUGCCUGACGUAUUCAAUUAUGAACAAUCAAUUAAGAUUGUCUAUGGAAACAACAUAAUAAUUUGUGAUUUGUUGGCUAAAUUAGCAAAUUAAAUGCCAGAAAAAUCAAGGUACUUCAUCACAAUGAUGCAUAACUUCCAUAAAAAUUCCUUUUGUCAUAAAUCAGUCUUACUUAUUGAGGUUUAACAUGCCCAUAAUAGUCUAAUUCAACCAGAAAUAUUAAAAUGAGGGCUAUCUUGUAGAAAAUUGUAGUGCUACUUACACACUUGUUUUACAGUGUUUUCAGGGUAAAAUCACAAAGACUCAUUCGCUGUUAUGUCCUCGGAAAAAGAAAUAAUAAGAAUUAAUUUCCCUGCAGAGAAUUUAACUUAUACAGCCUGAUGACUAAAGAACGAGCAACCAGGGUAGUACAAGAUAAGUGGAGAUAAAUCAAGGGGACAGGUGGUUAUCUCUUUUUGAGUUUUUACUGAAGAGUAAAGCUAAGCAGGUGAAGUUUGUCAGUGAGUAGAAGAUAAAGAGGAAACCUAAAGGAGCAGAUGGACUGCUGGAGACAACCAGCGACUAAAGAGCAAAACUGUGGACAGGUGAACAGAUUAAAGUGCCACAGACAUGAGACUUACUCAAGGUUAGUAAAAUGAAAGAACUUUAUUUGACAGGAGGUGGCAGGAGACACCACUGUUAGUGAAAUGGCAGACGUACUGUAAGAUGGUAGCAUCAUCACAUUCAGUUUAAGGAGAAGAACUGCACACAGUGUUGUUCUUUUUGUCCAUCUCUUUUAUUUCAGCAGCCUUGUGUUGAAUCCUCACAUUCCCCAUCAGUCCAUGAUUUUAAUAAUUUUUCUGAGUUAGUUAAAUAAUAUCACAAUAUUGCAAAAUUCUAUUCUGCUCUUCUGAAAAAAAGAGAGAUUUUAACUGGAUGCCCAAAUGACUGCUUUAAGUAGUGUUACUUUUUUGUUUGGCUUCAUCUGUAACACACCACUGGCACUUGGGUGCAACUUACAAAGAGGUUGUUCAAUGUUCUUUCAAAAACAGCACAUGUCGUGUUUCAUUCUCAAAUAAUUACUUAAAAACUUAAAGCUGUGAAGGAAUUCUUAAAGGAAUACAUCACCCACAAUAUGAUUAUUUAUAAAUCAGGUACUGACCUUACCUUGCGUUGAAUCUGUGGGGGAAAAAAAACUUCUCACAUCUCACAUCUCCACGGGGAAUGAAGAAUUUUAAACAGCUAACAUUCUUGAUGAACUGGAGUAAAAAGGGGACCACGUUUAACCACAGUAAAACUAAAUCAAAACAUUUAUUUACAAACUCUCACACGACUCCUGCAGUAUAAUUCAAGUGUCAUUUAUCCAGUUGCAUGCUCAGUACUUCCCAAACACGUGCAUUUUCACUAAUACGUUUCUAUUUAAAACACCUCUGCAUAUGAAUAGUGUGCCUGAGAAGGUGCAUGUGUUCAAACUCGAGUUCAAAUGCACAGGCUUUGGAUUCAAUGCUUAUUUAUUUUUAUUGGUGCAAAAUGAACACAGUGGUGACUCUACAGGUACAAAACAAACACAUUGGGGUGUCUGGGGGGCUGGGAACUCUAUAGUUAAGGUAUGCGUAAGUGUGUGUGUAGGUGGGGGCAUCGGUGUCACCGGCAGUAGAAGGAGGUAGUUACCGGGUUAGGAGUGUGUAUGUGUGUGUGUGUGUGUGUGUAUAUGUUACAGGGGUAGAUAGGUGGUGUUAGUGUCUAACUAUCUUUGUCUUUUUAACCUGUUGUUGCUGUUGAGUCAGUUUGACAUCCUGGAUAUAUCCUUCAAACACAGACUGUAGACCCCUCUGUCUGCUUCUCUCUGGAAUCACUCUUUCAUUUUCCCAAAAAUAUGAUAAUAUUUCUUCAGGGAGUGCAGUUAGUUACAGUGUGGGCUCCAUGCUGACUCCCACAGCUUGUCGAACCAUCACAAAGGGGCUUAGCAAAAGGUCAGUCAUUGAAUCUCAACUAAUAAGCUGUUGAAAUGUUUGAAACACUAUCCCAGGUAGACAAUCCAAAUAAAGUGUUAACAAAGUUUUCUUUACAAAUUCAACAUAACACUGGGUGAGUACUUUUGUGGGUGAAUUAUUCCUUUAAAGAGUUGUAAUGAAUCAGGCCUUUGACUGAAGUAUUGUGAUUCUGUCAUGACACGUGAAUGAUCCCAGUAACAUAGUAUCAGUAGCUGUGGUGGUUGUAAACUUGUGAACACUCCUUCCUGAAAUUAUGAAUAAACUUCAGUUUACGUUAACCACAGCAUCCUUAUACCAGCUUCCUGUUGCUGUUGUUCUGUUCACUUGUACUCUUCACCCUGAAUGAAUCAUUUCCCGUCAUACUGAAUUCUGCUUCUUCGAUGCCUCGUGUGGUUAUCAAACCAGUUUAACUUGAUCUGUGUGUGCAUGCGUGUGUGUGUGUGUGUGUGUGUGUGUGUGUAUGCAUGCACACAUGAAUACCAGUUUUCAGAGCAGCUUGUCUUCAGACUGUGAUGUUUACAGUCCACAUUUUAACUUUGCUGUGACUUCCUUCUCAUUAUUUGCUCAUUAUUUCUUUGUUUGAACAUUCAAGCAAAUU
Molecule: messenger RNA, 4888 nt
Organism: Epinephelus moara (kelp grouper)
Lineage: Eukaryota; Metazoa; Chordata; Actinopteri; Perciformes; Serranidae
Product: piggyBac transposable element-derived protein 4-like
Exons: 3
Coding region: 117-1814 (565 amino acids)
Source: RefSeq, a predicted model, not a curated record